Messenger RNA from Fundulus heteroclitus (mummichog), 4634 nucleotides. RefSeq names its product Thioredoxin_like and DUF547 domain-containing protein. Gene Ontology annotation, biological process: intracellular signal transduction; cell redox homeostasis. NCBI's taxonomy places the organism in Eukaryota, Metazoa, Chordata, Actinopteri, Cyprinodontiformes, Fundulidae. The record is from RefSeq and is a predicted model, not a curated record. Gene Ontology annotation, molecular function: electron transfer activity. The transcript has 11 exons. Bases 201 to 1679 code for a protein of 492 amino acids.
AAUGCGGCGUCCGCUCGAGAACUAGCAAGCAAAUAGCCUGUGCAAAGGGCGAUGCGCCGUCCGGGCAGGGAGAAAGCGUCCCAGUUUGCGUUGCGAAUACUUUCUACUUAGAAUGGUUUAGCUGACGUUGAUAAAUAAGGAGUAUUCAUGCAAUUUUAUAUCAUACUCCGGUGUCGAUCAUAGCCGGGAAACCAGACAAGAUGGGGGAGUUUGAGAGCGCUUCCCUUGGCCGGGUAACGGUGUACUCCAUCCAGGGCUGCCCGCAUUGUGUGCAGGCCAAAGCUACCCUCAGGGCCUUGGGGGUACCCGUAUGCGAUGUGGAUGUCGGCGUUCACUCAGAGCUAACGGGAAAACUGAAGGAGCUGACCGGACGCAGCACCGUACCUCAAAUCUUCUUCAACAGCAUCCAUGUGGGGGGCAACGAAGAGCUCCAGAAACUGGCUCCUGGAGAGCUACAAAGACUGGUGAGCCUGGUGAAAGAAGAGCCUCUCUCAGGAGACGCUCUGCCGUUACCAGAAGCGAAUCCAUUUGAGGUUCCAGGUGGGGAGACGGAUGGAGAGCUCAAGUGUGAGAGAGAUGAGUGCGCAGACUUGGUAGAGGACCUCAAGCGGGCUGGUGUGAUUGGCCGUCAGAGGAAGGGACUGACCGUGCACAAAAAGAGCUUCACAGGCAUGCAGCUGGUUGACUGGCUGCAGAAGGAGAAGGGCAUGGACAGGGCUGUGGCCUGCAGUACAGGCCAGGCGCUGCUGCAGAGGAAGUACAUGGUCAGUGUGCGAGGCAGCGGGCAGAAGGAUGGGUGCUUUGGAGAAGGAAAGGAAACCAUGGACACGCUGUACAGGCUGCUGGAGGAUGACUUCCAUUCACCUCUGAAUGGAGGACAGACCGCCGCCUGUAGUCCGAUACAGGCUUCUGAGCUUUCGCUGCUUUUACGAGAGCUGAUUCUGAAAUUGUUCUCGGAGCAUCUCUCUGCUGAUGGCAAGUCCGUGGAUUACAAAGGGAUGUCUGUGGACCCAGCUUUUGAACGUUACUGUGAGCUGGCCAUUCAGCUGCAGAGGGUGGAGCUGCUGUCGCUGAGCCGGGAGGAGAAGCUGGCCUUCUUCAUCAACGUCUACAACGCCUUAGUCAUCCAUGGCUACCUGCGCCUCGGGGCUCCUACCAACAUGUGGCAGAGAUACAAAUUUUUCAACUAUGUUAGCUACCUUAUUGGAGGCGAGGUCUUCACACUACAGGACAUUGAAAACGGCGUCCUUCGGGGGAACAGAAAGGGAGUCGCUCAGCUCCUAAAGCCCUUCUCCAAAACAGAUCCUCGCCUGCAGGUGGCGCUUCCAGACGCUGAGCCCCUCAUUCACUUUGCUCUGAACUGUGGCGCAAAGGGCUGCCCUCCGAUUAAGACGUACACACCCCAGGAUAUAGACAGCCAGCUCCUCACCGCCGCCGAGGCCUUCCUGGAGAACGAUGACGCCUGCACGGUUGACUCUGGCAAAAACGAAGUGCGUCUCAGUCAGAUAUUUAAGUGGUAUAAGGCUGACUUUGGAGGCACCGACGAAAAGCUGCUGAAGUGGGUGCUGGACCAUAUGGGGGACUCUCCAAAGAAGAGCAGCCUGCAGGACGUUCUUUCUGCCGGGAAAACUAAAGUCAGCUUCCUACCAUACGACUGGAGCUCCAACAGCGCCCACUGAGCGUCCCCCGCUCUCCCUGCGCUUCUCUGGAUUCUCUAUUUUUCUACUCAGCAACACGUGCUUUAAUCCACCAGAACGGGGACGGGGAAUUUGCACCAAAAUAAGAUACGGACAUUUUAGCUGUAAGAAGGGCACGUUUGCACUGUACAUCUGAAGCAUACUUACAUUGUAGCCCUAUUCUAACUUUAAGGUUUUACCGAUAGUUCCAACCCUUGAUUAUAGAUGUCCUAUAAUUAUAUGCAACGCAUUAGGUUGUGUGGGCUAACUCAAAAUUUGCACACUCAACACUUUGUACUCCAGCGGGUUCAUAAUUAGCUGGAAUGACACAUUAAACACAUUUUACCAACAUACAUCCUUACAGAACAAGGGUUACCUGUCUGCAUUGGCAACUCAGGAGUAAAAUAUUACGACUAUGCUGAUUCCAGUUUAACACCAUUUAAGUUCAUAACGUGGCUCAUUGAUUUAAUGCAGAUGCUGCCUUGACAAGCCAUAUCCAGCAACAGUCUUUCUACUGGCAGAGGAGAUGGUUUAGGUGUAGCAGGUUCUUAGAUUUCUCACACCGUGUUCUGCGUUUAAAGCUAUAGAUAUCAAAAUAUUUAUGCAUUUUUUUAUGCUUACUUAAAAUCGAUUCUAAUGUUUCCUGCAUACAAUGGGUACUAGUAUAAACCAAGACUGUAUUUUUGCAGUCUUGGUUUAAGCUUAAUUUAAAAACUUAGCUCAGAUGCUGCUGUCAGUUUUUUUUCUUUGAUCAGUUGACUGGCUCAAGGUUUGCAGCAAAAUGUUUUUUUUUUUUAAAACUCUAUCGAGAAUAAAUAGUGCGUUCAGUUUUUAAUCAAAAGUCGGAAUUCCUAAACUCGAUGUACGAAAAAACCAAGUAGAAGGCCCGUCGAAGUAUCUCAGAGGUCAAUUUACAAAAUGGCCGCUACGUGCCUCAACCGUCGUCAGAGUUGCCGGAAUCUUCUUUAAACACUCGGGUUGGACGUUGCCAGCUUGUGUUGCUAAUAAUCGUUAGCAUCUCAACAAUCAGCAAACCCCACAGCUUUACCGCUCUUUCCGACUCGCAGCCGGAACACACUCGACUCUAGUACGACAUUAUUCCUAGAUCCGAGUUCUGACUUAGAAGACAAGUCGAACACAACAUAAUCUUCUUCUUCUCCUCACACACGCCUUUAUGAGUAACCUUCUCCUUGAUCCAGGUCUUCCUCUGAAAAUUGUAAGAGCUACUACUUUGUUUUUUUAACAAUAGUGACAGAACUACUGCUGUUUGGAAUGCACUCUGACACUUUGCAUGUGAAUUGCUAACGUUCUAUGCCGUUAAGAUGUGUUUGCUAUUUUUCCACAAAGCUGAUUAAGUGAUUUUUCUGCACGAGAAUAUUUAGCCCUUUUUUUUUUAAUAUAUAUAUUUUUGCUGAAACACCAACAUUGUCGGUAAAACUUCCAAUACAGCUUUUGAUCUUAAGUUGGUGUGUACAGAUUUAUUUUCAGUAAUUUGAGUUUUUAGAUUAUUUAUUCUGCAAACUUGCCACAUUAAGAUUUAAUGUAUUUUCUCUCACAUUACUUUUCGUAAACUUUUGUGUCAUAGUUAAUUUUUUUCAGUGGUACAUGCAGACAGUUGUGUUCAAAAUGGUAGCAGUUUGUUUAAAGAAGUAGGUCAAGUUCGAAGCUGUUAAAAUAACUUAUUUCAUGAACACAAAUGCAAAUUCUAAACAUCUACUUGGUAUCUUGGUUCUCUUUUGAUCCAAAUAUAUUGGUACUACUCAAUUCUUCCACAUUUUUAAGCAUUUUAGAUAAUUUUGGCUAAAUAGCCUCUAUUUUUAUGCACUUUUUUGUUUUCCCUUCGCUAACUUUUUAGUCAAAGUGUAGCGUUCUAUUGAACAAUAUCUGGAACAGCUUCUUUUAUUCUGAUUUUGGAGUGGAAUACAGUAACAUCCAGCUGUUUGCAUUCUUUUUGCACCGGUUUAAACUCCACAUUGCUUUUAUUUUGCACACGUUGCUUAAUUAUUGACUCAUUUACUCAGAAUCAGCAGGAUGCUUGUCACCACUACUGGAUCUGUAGUUUUUUUUUUAUUUUUUAUUAUUGUUCUACUUCAACUACUACUGCAUCUGCUACUUUGCCUUGGAGAAACAUAAUUUCUUCCAAAACCAGCGAUCAAUCUGGUUGGUGAUGUUGGACUAUUAUGAACACAACUGUAUUGUACAGAUGUUAAGUUUCGUGAUUUUAUUUAUCCGUGUAUUUAAUUCCUUGAAGGUUAAAAAACACCAAAGCUCAAACUGUAUGUGGGCUAUCAUUAGUGCAACUAAUGCUGCUUGUGUUAGUCUUAAGUCAUCUCAGUUUCUCUUGGUUUUCAGAGUGUCUGUAACACAAAAAAGUAAUGUUUGUUACUCUUUUUUUUAUUAUUAUUUGGAACAGUAAGCAGAGCCAAAGAAAAUGGUUAUUAUUGCAUGUUUCAGAUCUGGAAUGCCUUUAUUGCAUGGGAUAAUGAAAACCCCUCUGAUCUUAAACGUUGGCUCACGGCAGAACUGCUUCUGAUUUGUUGACAGCCUGUCUGCUCAACACCAAAAAGUUGUGUUCCUCUGAUAUCAGAUAAAAUAUUGAACCUGUCCAUCAAUGUUAAAGUUGUCACUAUCAACCUGGUUGAUGGAUAAUUCUUGAGGAAUAAGCAGAUCUAAGGACUUCGGGGACAAAGUGGACCUCUGGUCACCGAGGCUACAGGCUGCUUACAGAGCACACGACAUUUGGCAAAGGCAACAAGACAAGAGUGUUUUUUUUUGUUUGUUUUUUUUUCCCUCUUUCUCUUAAAAUUACCUCAUAUGUACCAGGACAAUGCGAUGCAAAAAAUCUUUUUAAGUAAUCUUAAUUAAACAAAAAUAAAAAAAUAAAUCUUCCUUUGGUAACUUUUUUCCAAGCAAUAUGUUCAAAUAUGCAAUGCUGAAUUAAAAAUGUUUAUCAGACUC